This is a messenger RNA of Cynara cardunculus var. scolymus (artichoke), 749 nucleotides long. RefSeq names its product UPF0678 fatty acid-binding protein-like protein At1g79260. NCBI's taxonomy places the organism in Eukaryota, Viridiplantae, Streptophyta, Magnoliopsida, Asterales, Asteraceae. The transcript is spliced from 4 exons. The coding region runs from base 81 to 560 and encodes 159 amino acids. The record is from RefSeq and is a predicted model, not a curated record.
UGUUUCUUGAGGAUAUCCGCCGGACGGGCUUUAAAUCGAAAGAUAGAAGAUAGAGUGCCGGCCGACCAGGCGGAGGAGCGAUGGACGGAGGAGUAGUAGUGGUGCAUCCGGCAAUCGGACCUCUGGCGUAUCUGCUCGGAACUUGGAGAGGUCAAGGAGAAGGCGGUUUCCCAACCAUAUCCUCCUUCACUUAUGGUGAAGAACUCAACUUCACUCAUCCCGGAAACAAGCCUGUAAUCGCGUAUUCUCAAAAGACUUGGAAAUUGAACUCUGGAGAGCCUAUGCAUGCCGAGAGCGGAUACUGGAGGCCAAAGCCCGAUGGAACCAUUGAGGUUGUCAUAGCUCAAAGCACUGGUCUCGUCGAAGUUCAGAAAGGAUCAUAUGAUGCUGAAAAUAAAGUGGUGAAGCUUCAUAGUGAGGUUAUAGGAAAUGCUUCCAAGGUGAAAGAGAUAUCUCGGGUUUUUACUCUGGUUAACGAAGAGUUAUCUUACGUAGUUGAGAUGGCUACCAAUCUCACCGAUCGUCAACCACAUCUGAAAGCAUCGCUUAAGAAGCUCUAACGUCAUUUUGAUCCAACGAUAACUCGUUUUUAAACAUCUUCUCUUUGUUGGCCCUUGUGAGUUACGCAUAGAGUUCAAAGAGGUCAAAUCGUUGAUGGUUGUAUUUUGUAUCACCUAUGAUCCAGUUGCUAAAACUUUUGUCAUACAUUUUCACCGAAUUCUUUCAAUUAAAGGAUCUCAUUCAAGAUU